Messenger RNA from Eubalaena glacialis (North Atlantic right whale), 2352 nucleotides. RefSeq names its product transcription factor SPT20 homolog. Gene Ontology annotation, biological process: regulation of transcription by RNA polymerase II. Gene Ontology annotation, molecular function: transcription coregulator activity. The record is from RefSeq and is a predicted model, not a curated record. Gene Ontology annotation, cellular component: SAGA complex. The transcript is spliced from 3 exons. Lineage: Eukaryota; Metazoa; Chordata; Mammalia; Artiodactyla; Balaenidae. The coding region runs from base 1 to 2352 and encodes 783 amino acids.
AUGCAACAAUCUCUAGAAGGCGCUUUGGAUCGUGCGGAGUAUGUCAUUGCAAGUGCCCAACAGAGACCUCCAAAAAGGCAAUACUCAUCUAAUGGGGAAAAGUCUCUAUAUGAAAAACUUUAUGACAUUUACGUUGAAGAAUGUGAAAAGGAGCCUGGGGUUACGGAGGAAUUAAGAAGCAAUGUGAACCUGUUAGAGAAGCUUCUUAGGAGAGAGUCGUUGCCGUGUUUGGUGGUCAACCUGUACCCAAGAAAAGAGGGCUAUUCGCUGAUGCUCAAGGGGGAAAAUGGAUCAUCUGCAGAGACCAUUCGACUGCCCUAUGAAGAAGGGGAAUUGCUCAAAUACUUGGAUGCAGAAGAAUUACCUCCUGUUUUGGUGGGUUUCCUGGAAAAGUCUCAGGUUAACAUUUUUCAUCGUGGGUGUGUCAUAGCAGAAAUACGGGACUACAGGCAGUCCAGCGACAGGGAACCUCCCCAUUACCAAAGCAGGCAUAUUCUCUUACGUCCCACGAUGCAGACUUUAGCCUGCGAUGUAGAGGCCAUAGCCAGUGAUAACCAGAAAUGGACCCAGGAGGACAAACUUUUGCUUGAGAGCCAACUGAUCUUAGCUACAGCUGAACCACUGUGUCUAGACCCUUCUAUAUCAGUGGUCUGCACUGAAAACAGACUGCUCUAUAACAAACAAAAGCUGAACACUCUUCCCAUGAAAAGGAGCUUCAAGAGGUAUUCUAUGGCCUCUCUGAAUCGGCAGCAGGAGCUGUCUCGUCCACCUCCUCCUGAGCUAAGAGCCCUGACUUCCUGCAAAAAAAUAAGAGAAAGUAAAACAGGUGGGAAUUCCGGCCUCAAAACUUUUAAAGCAGGAAAUGGUGUAGAUAUGUGGCAACAGAGACCCUGUGACUUGGCCGUACCUUCUCAAGUGGACGUGGAGAAAUAUGCUAAACGGAAUAAGUCUGUCGAAUAUGAUGACUCACAAUCAACAGUCUGGCCAACCCACGAGGUACAAGAUGGUUCUGUAUUUGGGUGUGAAGAGGGCAGUCAGUCCCAGACAACAAAGCUGACCUUGCAGUCACUUAGUGAUCCAUUUAUCUCUGGAAAAAGAAGCUCCCAUAAAAAAGUCAGAUGUGAGAGACAGCUGUCUCCCCCGCAAUCCUCCACAGAUGACCAUUCCUAUAGUUUCGUGCCAGGGCCAAAGACUGAUGUGGGGAGGGUGGUCAGUCAGUCCAAGGAAUUGGUCCAAAAGAGCACCCAAUGUCCAGUGCAGGUAUCACACAGCUCCGGUGACUCAGCUGGUCUCAGGCAACCUUCUCCAGGGAAAGAACCAGAACAGACUAAGACUGGGUCGGUUCAGUCUUCAGUGCCAGACAAGGGAGCCAAACAUCCACCUCCACCCAUCACACUUCCCUUGAACUCAGGAAGGAGCUCCAGUGGUGACAGUUUCACUUCACAGCAGGCAAGCAGCUCUCAUAAAUCUCCAUCUCCUGCCCCUGCUCCUAAGCCACCAAGUCCUUCCCAGAAAUUCUCUGCGGAGGUAAAUCGAGUUAGCUUGCUUCCUGCCACGGCCCUGUCCACUGCGGGCUCAUCACAAAGGAUCCAAGUUUUGGCCAGAUCAUCUGGCCUGAAGAUCAUCAGAAUGGUGUACUCUGGUGAAGGACGCCAGGCCUCGGGGAGAGGCUCCAAGCCCAUGCAGGACUCUACCACCGGGGCCACAGCUCCUGCAGGAUCAAACCUAACUGGCCAGCAGCCUGCAGGCGCUCAGCCACCAAAUGUGCUGCCUGCUGCACCACCGGCUCCUUCUCAAGGAGGUGUUCAAUUUAUUGUUAAAAAAGCUUCCACUCUCAGGCCCUUAGCUCUACUCCAGCUUCCACCAGACUCACUCCUUUUGAACACCCAGCAGCAGGCCAAGGAGCAGCCACAGCAGCAGUGCUUCUACCACCUGAUUCCACAGCAACAACUUCAACAACCCACAACUUCGCAUCCUCAGCAGCCAGUGCCACAGGCUCCUGUACGAGGUUCGGUCAGUCAGAGAACCGACUUACCUGCUCAGCAAGCAACGGCCAUUAACCUCAAUGAAGUGGAGGAUUUUCUGCAGCCCCAGGUAGCUGUGUUGUCUCGGCUGGCCUCUGCCCAGAGCCACCCCGGGCCAAACCUCCCUCAGCAGGGAUCUCAGCUCUCCUCUGCCUUGCAGCUGCAGCUGCAGCCACAGCCUCAGCCAAUACGGUUCAAAAUCUUGCAUCGCUCAGUGGCUGUGACAACAGUAGCAGCCCAGACAGCUCAGUCCCCUCCACCUAGUGAGCAUACAGCAAGCCAGUCAGAAGGUAAAAUGAAGAGCACACCAAUCCCUCCAAAGCCCUGA